AUGUAUGGUACAGUUUCGGAUGUGUGCACUAAGGAAUCCUGCCCGACAAUGUCUGGAGGAUCGAAAUAUGAAUAUUUGUGGCAAGACGGUGCAGAGUACAAAAAACCGACUCGAUUGUCUGCACCUGAUUAUAUGGUAUUGCUGAUGGAUUGGAUUGAACUUAGAAUCAACGAUGAAGCUAUUUUUCCGACAUCUACCAGUAUGUUUUUCCACUCUGCUUUUUCACAAUGA
Cooperia oncophora is the source of this 231-nucleotide messenger RNA. The record is from the annotation of a GenBank genome assembly. NCBI's taxonomy places the organism in Eukaryota, Metazoa, Nematoda, Chromadorea, Rhabditida, Trichostrongylidae.